AUUAAUAGAUACUCCUCUCACUCUAGAUAUGUACUCUCGGAACAGAUGUUCACGUUGCAGCGCAAGAUAUUAUUUACGAUGAACACGAGAGGCUGGUGGUGAUGCGAACGUGCCUGCUGGGCGAUGAAAGAGUCCUGACACUGUUACCAUUUUGGAUCUUAAACGUCAACAGUGUUUGAUAGGAUAGAAAAAAGGUCGGCCACAUUUCGGUUGCGCGAUUUAUUUAGGGGUGAUUUCAUGGAGCGGGCGGGCGCGGCGAAGGGUGUCAGGCUGCAGGGUCCGGACACCAGAUGAACUACAGUAAUACACUUUAACGUGACGUUAGCAUGCUAGUUGAGGUGAUGAAGCACUGAUUGUGAAAUACUUUGAACCGCUCACAUCAUGGCGACCAACGGCUGCGACCUGACGACAGGGAUGGGGGAAAUCAUCCAGUUGAACGUGGGUGGGACGCGGUUCAGUACCUCCAGACAGACCCUCAUGUGGAUCCCUGACUCUUUCUUCUCGAGUCUGCUGAGUGGAAGAAUAUCCACUCUUCGGGAUGAAACUGGAGCUAUAUUUAUUGACAGAGACCCCAUGGCCUUUGCACCAAUUUUAAAUUUCCUCCGAACCAAAGAACUGGACCUGCGCGGUGUCAACAUCAGUGUUCUGCGGCAUGAAGCUGAAUUCUAUGGUAUAACUCCCUUAGUGCGGCGCCUUCUGCUGUGUGAAGAGCUGGACCGCUCAUCAUGUGGCAGCGUUCUUUUCCAUGGUUACCUUCCGCCUCCAGCUAUUCCUGGCCACAAGUCAAGCUCCACCUCUUCCUGUGACGAGCGUUCAAAUCCCAGUGGAGCAGAGGGAUUCAGCUAUGUUGGGGCCCUUCCUCAUCCUCCCCUCCCCUGUUCACCAGGAUUAGAUGAAACUCAUAAACUCGGACCAGACCCUCGCAAGGUGCUGAUCAUAGCCGGACACCACAAUUGGAUUGUAGCAGCGUAUGCACACUUUGUCAUCUGCUACAGGAUAAAGGAAUCUACCGGAUGGCAAGAGGUGUUCUCCUCUCCCUGCCUUGACUGGACCAUUGAACGCAUCGCACUGAAUGCCAAGGUGAUGGGCGGCCCGCACGGAGACAAGGACAAAAUGGUGGCCGCCGCGUCUGAAAGCAGCAUCAUCCUCUGGAGCAUCCAAGAUGGAGGCAGCGGCAACGAGAUCGGCGUGUUCAGCCUGGGAGUGCCUGUGGAUGAUCUCUUCUUCAUCGGAAACCAACUGGUGGCGACGAGCCACACUGGCAAGGUCGGAGUGUGGAAUGCUGUCACGCAGCACUGGCAGGUUCAAGAUGUUGUUCCCAUCACGAGCUGCGACACGGCCGGAUCCUUCCUGUUACUAGGUUGCAACAAUGGCUCCAUCUACUACAUUGACAUGCAAAAGUUUCCACUGAGGAUGAAAGACAACGAUCUCUUGGUGACGGAGCUUUAUCACGAUCCCUCAAACGAUGCCAUCACCGCACUGUCUGUCUACCUCACGCCUAAAACCAGUGUGAGCGGGAACUGGAUUGAAAUCGCCUACGGGACCAGCAGUGGCGCAGUGAGAGUCAUCGUCCAGCACCCAGAGACGGUCGGCUCUGGCCCUCAGCUCUUCCAGACUUUCACCGUGCACAGGAGCCCCGUGACCAAAAUCAUGUUGUCCGAGAAACACUUAGUCUCAGUGUGUGCCGACAACAACCACGUUCGCACGUGGACGGUGACCCGCUUCCGAGGGAUGAUUUCCACCCAGCCGGGUUCCACACCCUUGGCCUCCUUCAAAAUCCUCUCGUUGGAGGAAACCGAGAGCCACGGCAGCUACUGUUCAGGAAAUGACAUUGGUCCAUUUGGAGAGCGAGAUGAUCAGCAAGUAUUCAUCCAGAAGGUCGUCCCCAUCACCAACAAGCUCUUUGUGAGGCUCUCGUCCACUGGAAAAAGAAUCUGUGAAGUGCAGUCAGUGGACGGGACCACCAUCUCUUGCUUUAUGGUGCGGGAGUGCGAGGGUUCAAGCCGGAUGGGCUCGCGACCUCGCCGCUAUUUGUUCACCGGUCACGGCAACGGCAGCAUCCAAUUGUGGGACCUGACCACCGCCAUGGAUACUGCCAACAAAGGAGAGGAGAAGAAAGACGAUGUCGGCGGUCCCACCGAGGAAGAACUUCUGCAGCUGUUGGACCAAUGUGACCUGAGCACGUCCCGCUGCGCCACGCCAAACGUUAGCCCCGCACCCUCGGUGCUGCACCACACGCGCCUCAGAGAAUCUUGCUCAAGUGUGCAGUUACAGGCUCAGAAAGUCAUUCCCGAGAACCAGGUGACGUAUGGAGCUGUGCGGCCCUACAGGGAGAGCCCCCUUCUCGCCCGCGCCAGAAGAACAGAGUCCUUCCACAGCAACAGAGACUUCCAGAACUUCAGCCUGAGUCGUGACAUCCUGGACAGCACAGAUCAGAGCUCCGGUCAUCCCGCGGACGCUCGCCGUUCCCUCUGUGAUUUUGGGUCCGAGGAGAGUGAGAGGAGGUUGUCCGCCAUGGAGCUGUGGACCUGCCGCAGCAACAACGCAAGCAACGCACACGCUUCGACCGCUCCCGGCAGGACGAAGGCUGACGGCGGGAGUCAGGAAUGUGCACGGCAGCCCCCGGACAGCCCCGUCCCCGGAGGAGCAGACGUCAGACGGAAAGUGCACCUGCACCCCGAGGAAGGGGACUGCGCAGGAGCCUCUGCAGAAGGGGCAAAAGCGGAGGGAAGCGCCAAGAAGAGGGGAGUGCUGGAGGUGGGCUUUCUGGGAAGGAAGAGGGCACCCCCGGUCCCUCUCCUAUCAUCGGGAUCGGAAGGCGGCGGCAGCGACUCCUCCGCCAACGCUUCUCCUUCCCCCACCAAACUGACGUCGUGCACUUCGCCACGACACAGGAAAUUCACUGCUGAGCCGUCUGGUCAGGACAGCAGCCUGUGACCGAUUCCUCCCACAGUUCAAAAAAUUGUGACUGACAGGUGUUCAGUCCAAUAUCUAACCACUAUCUCAUCCGUAGGCUGGAUUCACAUUGCAAGGUUUGAAAAGUUUGAGUUAUACAAUUCCAUUCAUUAAAUUAGAAUUCUUCAAUUGAAAUAAAUGGGAAUGAACAGGAAUACGGGUAGAUGGAAACUAAAAAUGAAUUGAAGGUUGGCUCUUGAGAGGGAAUUCAAAUAUAUUUGGUGAAAAUAUAUGUUUUGAUACCUUAAAUAGAAUAUUUAAGGUACUGUUAUGUCCUCGCAUGUGCACUAGGAACGCUGUUGAAAAUCGAGGUUGCAUGGACGAUUUAUGCUUCAAUAUGAUAGAUACCUCACCAUUAAGUUACCAGUUCGUCUAAAUCGAAACUACAACAAAAGCAUCCCAUAUGGUCCAAAUCUGUGACGUCAGAGCUUCAUAGAACACGAAUUAAAAUAACUGCUUUAAGCGGCUCCUGGUAUAAUGUGGAGGUUUAUCCUCAAUUGAAUCGAAUGAGUCAACUAAAACACUAGGUUUAAAUAACUGUAUUAUCCAUAUUAAUAUAUAUACAUAUAUUAAUCCAGCCUAAGUCUCCAAGGUGAAACUCCAGCUAAACUGCGAGCCUGAACUGGACGAGCCAAUGUUAAUGGAAACGGCAACAUAAACUGGAGUCAAAUGGUACAAGACAUUCCCAUAAAAGUGAAUACAUAAUAUACAGUGUUCCCUUGCUAUAACGCUGUUCACAUUUUACGGCCUUGCUGUUUCACAGAUUUUUUUUUUUUUGUCAGCAUAUUAUGCUUUUUUUAACUGUAAAAUACAGUACUGUGAAUGGGAAAAAAAUCAUCCAUCCAUUUUCUCAUCCGAUUAUCCUCACAAGGGUCACAGGCGUGCUGGAGCCUCUCGCAGCUGUCUUCAGGGAGUAGGAGGGGGACACCCUGAACUGGUUGCCAGCCACUUGCAAGCCACAAACAACCAUUCACACUCACACUGAUUGACAAUUUAGAGUGUUCAGUUAACCUGCCAUGCAUGUUUUUGGAAUGUGUGAGGAAACCGGAGUACCCAGAGAAAACCCACGCAGGCACGGGGAGAACAUGCAAACUCCGCACAGUAAGCCCGGAGCCGGAAUCGAACCCUGCACCUCUGCACUGUGAGGCGGACAUUUAUGAAACCAAAAAUUAUAUAUAAUAAUCUACUAAGCAAAAACAAUACCUCCCUCAUCAACCUUUACUUUGCACAUUUCACUUUUCGCGGGUAUUUUUUUGGGAACAUAACCCCUGCGACAAACAAGGGAACACUGUAUUACGUACAAAUUUAGUGUAAUGUCCUCAAAGCAUUUUAGCGACAGUAGAGCAAAAGGGUUUUACAAGAUACACAUCAGCAAUGUGCGGACAAACAAGAUGGUCACAUAGCGACGAGAAAUGCAAGGUGUCUGCUUCCUGCUUCCAGUCUGCAUUCACCACUUGUUUUAUCACUCGUUUUCUCAUGCUUCAUUGCAUUGAAAGGCACAUACAGGACAUUCGACACGUGCUAAGCAUGCGUCAUUAAAAAAAAAAAGAUACAAUAAAAAUAAA
Messenger RNA from Hippocampus zosterae (dwarf seahorse), 4520 nucleotides. RefSeq names its product potassium channel tetramerization domain containing 3 (gene kctd3). The record is from RefSeq and is a predicted model, not a curated record. The coding region runs from base 382 to 2937 and encodes 851 amino acids. Gene Ontology annotation, molecular function: protein binding. The transcript has 19 exons. Lineage: Eukaryota; Metazoa; Chordata; Actinopteri; Syngnathiformes; Syngnathidae. Gene Ontology annotation, biological process: protein homooligomerization.